UUCACUGAGAAAAUAUAAUGGUCGGUUUAAAAAGACGCUGCAACUUCUGAGCGGAAGACUUCCUUGUGGGCAUAUCAGCGUUUUCUUUGCCAACGAGGAAGCAUUUCCCGCCAUGGCGUCGCCUUUUCUCAGUCUUCUAACGUCCCUUCUGACGUGUGUGUUCCUGUGCUCUGCCCAGUCGGUCUGUAGACCACCGUCAGACGAGAAAUGUGUGUGUAAUGUGAAUUGUGGGAAUGACGACGCACUUCGAGCAGAGCUAGAGAAACUCAAAAUCGCAGUGGAGCAACUUUCACAGACCGGGACGGGUGGAUCUGAAGCCAACGACACAGCGGCCGACAAGCCCCAAGACUGUCAGGACAUCCUUGACAACGACGAGACCACGCCCAGCGGCGUGUACAUGCUUUAUCCACGGGACAACCUGGGCGGCUUCCUGGUCUACUGUGAUAUGGACACGGACGGAGGCGGCUGGACAUUGUUCCAAAGACGCCAAGACGGAAGCGUGGACUUCUACCGGGGCUGGGCGGACUACAAGACCGGCUUCCCUUCCAACCUGAACGGCGAGUUCUGGCUGGGGAAUGACAACUUGUACCGCCUGGCUGUGCAGAAAGUCUACCAGCUCAGGGUGGAUUUGGAGGAUGUGGAGGGGAACACGGCGUACGCCGUCUACGACACGUUUGCCAUCUCACCUGAAUCACAGAACUACAGGCUCCACAUAGGGACUUACAGCGGUACUGCAGUUGACAGCUUGACGGUGCAUGAUGGGAAACAAUUCAGUACCAAGGACAGAGAUGACGACGAGGAUCCGGUCAGCUGUGCUCAGUCGUACAAAGGUGCGUGGUGGUACCAAAGUUGCCACAGCUCCAACCUGAACGGCCUGUAUCACCUGGGUACUCAUGAGAGUCACGCCGACGGCGUCAACUGGUCCCACUGGAAGGGCGUUAACUAUUCCCUGAAGCGCACUGAGAUGAAAAUCCGACCAGCUCCAUAAGGCCACAGCAAGUAAAUUUUACGGAUGACAUUCUCCAUAGACUCCAAAUAUUAUGCGAGCGGGCGAAAAACAAAACGAGGUGGGCCGAAAAGCAAGAUUCCUACAUUUUGGGUCACAGGUCAGAAGCAAGGCGCCCGCCAGUCAUCCAUGAAAAUUAUUUGGUGUGGAUAAAAAAACUUAACAUGCACUUCGGCUGUACAUUUUACUUUCUUAUUUCAGUUUCAAGUUUAAAGUACAUUAAUGUUACCUUAUAACAACGGCUUCCUUUCUGAACAGAAUUAGAACGGCAUGUCCAAUAUUGUAAGAUUAAUUUGUAACCGUACAGCUAAAAAGAGACAUCAGAAUUAGUUAUUCAGGAUUGUAGAACGUCAUGUCCCAUAUUGUAAGAUUAAUUUGUAACCGUGCAGUUAAAAUGAGACAUCAGAAUUAGUUAUUCAGGAUUGUACUUCGCAGAACCUGUUAUAUUCUUAAUUAAUGCUGUGAUUGGCAUAUCGUAAUUUAGUGACGUGUAUAUGUAAUAUCUUCCAUAGUACGCAGCUCAUGCACUAUUAACUUCAUUGGUUUCAAGGAUUUCUGUUUGUCCGUUCGGGCGUAAACAAGUAAGCUAUUUUCCUUAUAUAUUUAUUAACCCAGACGAACCUUCAUGCUAACAUCAAUUAUUUCCUGUGCCGAAAUUUGCAUAUCAGAAUCAAAAGAACACGUAGAUGACAGGGCAGAAAGUACAGCUGGCCGGUGAGUCUGGUUGUUUGCUGAAUUUGAACAGCCCAGAGUUUAAGGGUCAUCGUUCCAUUUUGCAAUUUUGCAAUUUUGAUUCAUUUUAAAAAUACAUCUUAUAUCGCUUUCAAAAGGCCAUAAACAUGCGUCGCACCUGCUUAAAAGUUCCACGUCAGUUUUUCUAGCGUAAAACAUUUAGAGAUAAUACAGUAUACAAUCAGGUUGGGCUAGUUACCAGUUCGACAUUUUUUUUCUAAUAACAGUCUUUUAUGUAUUUGUGCAUUGUAAGAGUUGCUGCAUUUAAAUAUAAAUAUAAAACAUUCAAUAAUGAUAUGUUCUGCCCAUAACAUUGAGUUUGUUGAAUUUUAUUGCAAAUUUCUGCCCGAAGGUUAAUUGUGUAUAAGGAUAUCUUUUAUAAGGAUAAAAGAAAAUGAAAACAGAGUACAAAAUAACUGUACAAUAUGCAAAAAGUAAUUGUCUGAAACUAUAAUUAUGCAUAUAUGUCUAAAACUAUGUCUAAAGGGUUUGACCUCUCUUCUGUAAACCAUGGAAGACGUAAUGUCCGACCUUUUCUAAAAUUCGUUGGUUUGGGGUAGUUAGACAAAAAAAAAACAUUUCACACCGUCAUUGGGUGGGAAGUUUGUCUUGUGCUUCCAACAUCUUUGUUCUUUAUUUUAUUACGUUGUGUUACAUAUGUAUUAUCAUCUGUAUAUCAUUUAUAUUUGAUUCCUUUGUCAAUCUAAAUGUAUCCUAUUAUUAUGUGUAAGUGGUAGUGUUAAAAUAGCUACUUGAUCAGUGUGUGUGUUACCCCUGGGUGUUGAUGACAUAAACAAGAAUUCGGAGAUCUCUUACCUCCAUGAAACAUGUGAAGUUUAUGUAAAUGUUUUUCAUUUGUCUCAUUGAUUAUGUCAAUAAGAUCGUAAUUACCAUAAUGGAGUUUAAUUCAUGAUUUUCCUAACUCAAGUAACAAUGUUUUUCUUGUGAAAUUCCUGUCUUACGGCAAUAUUUCAAUUCAACAUGUACAUGAUCAGGACAAAAGAUACAAAUCGGAAGUUUUGCUGCAGGAAUGUUUGCAUGGCACUGUCAUGAUUUCAUGAUUCUUGGAAAGCCCUAGUAAUGUUACGAAUUUCAUUGAAUACCUCAACUCUGGUGUAAUUUUGAUUGAGCUUGAUAAGGGUAAUCUGUGCGUAGGUGACAACACCGACCCUCGUGUCGUUUUC
This is a messenger RNA of Branchiostoma belcheri (Belcher's lancelet), 2922 nucleotides long. RefSeq names its product fibrinogen C domain-containing protein 1-like. The record is from RefSeq and is a predicted model, not a curated record. The transcript is spliced from 4 exons. Lineage: Eukaryota; Metazoa; Chordata; Leptocardii; Amphioxiformes; Branchiostomatidae. The coding region runs from base 113 to 988 and encodes 291 amino acids.